AUGUCGCAGUUUGAGCAGCAGCAGAUCCCUGCAGCUGGGCAGCAUUACAGCGCCCAGAACCGUGUGCCUAAUGUUCGCCAGUUCAUGGACCAGUUGGAUCAGAACAAGAAGGCCCGUGAUGCUGAGAUUGACGAGCAACUGAAGCAGAACAAGGUCCACGGAGAGACAAAGGAUCACAAAAAUGAUCGAGCUGAAGCUCUUCGGAAACAAAAGGAUAUCCGCACCGUGCGUGAUCCUGUGACGGGAAAGGAUGUUGGCAUUCGAGAUGCCGACAUUGAUUACAAGGAAGCUGUCGAGAAUCCCCAGCUAUCAAUUCCCAACGAGAACUUGGGAAAGCCUGCCACCAUCGCAACCUCGUCGAAACAGUCUGGUGAAGAGUACCGCUACGCCCAAGAUGUCACAGCACCUCCUGAUCCCGUCCAAGAGGGUGCAACAUCAGAUGUCCCCAUUCGAAGUGAGAAGACAUCCGUGGUGUUCUACAAGACUCCUUCAGUUAGCUACGAACCAAUGUUCGAGAUUCUCGAGCAACGUAGCAACGUCUUGUGUAUCGGAAUCUUUGCCGCCAUCGUCUUUAUUGGAAAAAUGUUUGGCGGCCGUCUGCUCGGUCUUAUUCCCCUGGGUUUCUGCGUAGCUUCUGGUGUUUUCCUCUGGACAAAAGACUUGAUUCGUCAGGGUAGAGAUCUCGAAUGGUCAAGCGAGCAAGAACGUGGCGAGACUGCCACCGCAAACCUGAUCCCUGAGUCCGUUGAAUGGAUGAACACCAUGCUCGGAAUCAUGUGGGGGCUGAUCAACCCUGAGAUGUUCGCUGGCGUUGCCGAUACUCUAGAAGAUGUUAUGGCGGCCUCAGUUCCUGGUGUCAUUGAGAACGUUCGCGUUGCAGAUAUCUCCCAGGGUAACAACCCCAUUCGAAUCCUCAACAUGCGUGCUCUUCCCGACUCUCAUGUCCAAGACAUCAAGGAUGAGCAGCACCGACAGAACGAGAAGACCACUGACCCCGAAGAGCUCGCGGCCAACGAGCAAGCUGGCUCGUUCUACAACCUCGAGGUUGCGAUCGCCUAUCAUGCGAAGCCCUCUGGGGCGGAUAUCGCAUCCAAAGCGCGCAACAUGGGUAUGCAGCUUGUUUUCUACCUGGGUAUCAAGGGUCUCUUCGGUGUUCCUUUGCCCAUCUGGGUUGAACUUCAAGGCCUUGUUGCGACCGCGCGAAUUCGACUCCAAUUGACUCCUGAUCCCCCUUUCCUCAAGACUCUCACUUUUACGCUUAUGGGUAUCCCUAAGGUUCAGGCUGGUUGUACACCAAUGAUCGAGAAGGGCGUCAACAUUCUCAAUCUUCCUCUCAUCUCCAACUUUGUCAACUGGGCCAUUGGCGCUGCCGCGUCGAUGUACGUGGCUCCCAAGAGUCUGUCUCUUGAUCUUAGCAAGAUGCUCCAGGGUGACGAUAUCAAGAAGGAGACAUUGGCUCUCGGUGUCAUGUUUGUUCGAAUCCACAAGGCUACCGGCCUCAGCAAGCAGGAUCAGCGUGGAAGCAAGGGUGGUGGUUCCGAUCCUUACAUCACCAUCAGCUGGAGCAAGUUUUCCAAGCCCCAAUUCUGCACUCGUGUUAUCCAGGACGAUCUCAACCCCGUUUUCGAGGAGAGCGCUGGCCUUUUGGUUACUGCUGAUCUUCUCAAGGCUGACGAGCAACUUUCGGUUGAGCUUUGGGACAGUGACCGAUCAUCUGCUGACGAUGUCGUUGGCAAGGUUGAACUCAGCAUUCAGAAACUAAUUCAGCACCCCGGCAAGAUGUUCCCCCAAGUUUCUAAGCUUCGGGGAGUCAAGGCAGACAGCGAAAUGCCCGGAGAGCUCCACUGGGAAGUCGGUUUCUUUGGCAAGACCCAAUUCCGAAAGGCUCUCCGAACCGAUGGUCGGGACCUCAAUCUACCCAAGGCGCUCGCGGACAAGCCUGAGCUUCAAGAGAACAAGGGCUCGAUCGACACCAAGGAGGAAGAUGCCGUCAUUCACACCCCUCCUGACCCAUUGUGGCCUUCCGGUAUCCUUAGCAUCGUCGUCCACCAGAUUGUUGGCCUCGAAUUGGAAAACAUCAAGGGUUCAAAUGGCAAGCGAAAGGGUAGAGAGUAUGAGCCAGCUCGUCCCGAAGCCGGUGAAGUCAAGGAAGAACAGGCCAAGUCCCUCCCCAGCUCUUACUGCACCAUCCUUCUCAACGACGAUCUUGUUUACAAGACCCGAACAAAGGUCGUUUCUUCUCAGCCCAUUUUCAAUGCUGGAACCGAAAAGUUCAUUCGAGACUGGCGUUCUGCUAUCGUUACCGUUGCAGUCCGUGACUCCCGCAACCGCCAACAUGACCCUCUCAUUGGUGUUGUCCCUCUCAAGAUCACGGAUAUCCUUCAAACCAGCAGCGAGUCUACCAGAUGGUACCCUCUCGACGGAGGCAUCGGAUUUGGCCGCAUUCGUAUCUCUUUAUUGUUCCGUUCAGUUGAGCUUCGACUUCCUCCUCCUCAGUUGGGUUGGGACAUUGGUACUUUCGAGUUCGUGUCCGACUCCAUUACCACCACUGGCUAUGCUCCUUCGAACCACGCCAAGAUUCGCUUCCGUACUGGAGGCUCGUCUGCCAGUGUUGGCAAGAGCUCAUCCACUCGUGAGGCCGAUGGAAUGUCAUUCAACAUCAGUGGUGCCGACGGAAACCAACGUGUUCGCCUGCCAGUUCGACACCGCUACAGGUCACCCAUCUUCAUGGAAUUCUACCCAAGUGGAAAGCGAAACCCCGAUGCCUAUGCCGUUCUCUGGCUCCUGGAGCUUGUUGAUGGUGAGGAGACUGACUUUGACAUCCCUGUUUGGAAGUGCAACCACAGCGUACGACUUUCUCAGAACUACAUUACUGAAGAAAAUUACAAGUCUGUUCCCGAUAUCGAGAUGGAGCAGGUUGGUCGAGUUCGAUUCCGAGCCCGAUUUUCUGCUGGAACGGAUUCCGACCACAUCAAGUUUGCCAGCACAAACGACGACCGUGAGACGAUCGAGGUUUGGGAAGCAUGCUACGCAGAGGGUGUGCGUCAGCAGGAUGUUGAGACCGAGGUUCCUCCUGUGAUCCAGAAACUUCACGAAGAGUCUCUGACCCACGGCCGUGACGUUCUCGCCCAAGCCGACGAGAAACAGAAGCAGAAGUGGCUUGCCAAGGAUGGCACCGAUUGGAGCGGUGCCUUUGGUGAAGAUCCCUCUGCGUUGAUGCGCAAGAAGACCAACAGCGAGUCUAGCGAGGAAUACGACGACUUUGAUGAAGAUGACUCCGAUCCUGAUCUUGGUAUUCAAGAUGCCGACACUGAGCCUACAGAGCCCUCUGAGAACGGGCGCCCUUCCGUUGAUACAACAGGCACUAACGCGACGAGUGCCACGAACAGUUCCCAGGCCAGCUCCAGCAGCAAGAACCCCAUCAAGAAGAUCAAGUCAUACCGAUCUGAUAGUCGCGACAUGCAUCGCAAACAUCGAGGUCUUAUGCAAUGGCGACCCAUGCGCAACAUGCAGUUUGCCAAGGAUGAAGCCAAGUUUGCAGUUCGAAAGGUGGCUAAGCUUGGAGCCCUGGACGGCCGAAAGCCUGACGUCGAGACUGAGGUUUAA
Messenger RNA from Fusarium tjaetaba, 3606 nucleotides. RefSeq lists its product as uncharacterized. Gene Ontology annotation, molecular function: lipid binding. The transcript has 3 exons. The record is from RefSeq and is a predicted model, not a curated record. Lineage: Eukaryota; Fungi; Ascomycota; Sordariomycetes; Hypocreales; Nectriaceae. The coding region runs from base 1 to 3606 and encodes 1201 amino acids.